AUGCGGAGUGUCCUCUCCUUUCGCGCGUCGCUGCGAGGGGCAGCAUUACGCAAUGGAGAAUGGACGGCGUGUCGGAGAAACUUCGCCAGUCUCCCUGUCCAGUACCGCGUGGUUGGGCAGAAUUGCCAGAGAGCAAGCGCACAGCGACAACAGCGAAGAUGGCAAUCGGGAGCAGCAGCGGCAGUACAGGAGGCCGCGGUCCAGACCCCAGAAGAGCUGUCGCAAGAGAGCAUCAUUUCCAAUCUCGAUCCCGCCGAAGCAGCGCGCCUCGAGAAGGUGCGCAACAUCGGCAUCGCAGCGCACAUCGACUCGGGCAAGACAACUGCCACCGAGCGAGUCCUCUUCUACACCGGCCGUAUCAACGACAUCCACGAAGUAAGAGGGCGAGAUGCCGUGGGCGCCAAGAUGGAUAGUAUGGAUUUGGAGAGAGAAAAGGGCAUCACCAUCCAGAGUGCCGCCACCUUCUGUGACUGGGUGGUCAAUGAGCGAGCGGAAUACGGAAAAGCAGGGCAGGGAGAAGAGAAGUAUCACAUCAAUCUCAUCGACACCCCUGGCCAUAUCGAUUUCACCAUCGAAGUCGAACGGGCAUUGCGUGUCUUGGACGGCGCGGUCAUGAUUCUGUGUGCUGUAUCUGGCGUGCAGUCCCAGACUGUCACCGUCGACCGACAGAUGAGACGAUAUAACGUGCCCCGCAUCAGCUUCGUCAACAAGAUGGACCGAGCUGGGGCCAACCCGUGGAAGGCGAUCGACGGCAUCAAUCACAAACUUCGUAUCCCUGCGGCGGCGGUGCAGGUGCCGAUCGGGAUGGAGGAUGAAUUCAAAGGCGUUGUCGAUCUGAUCAGAAUGAAAGCCAUCUACUCCGAAGGAAAUAACGGAGAGGUCGUCAGGGAGGCAGAGGUGCCGGAUGACCUGCGCGAGUUUGCGCAGGAGAAGCGAAGGAAGCUGAUUGAAACGCUGGCGGAUGUCGACGACGAGAUUGCGAAUGCCUUCCUCGACGAGCGGACCCCUUCGCCAACCGAGAUCCAAGCCGCGAUUCGCAGGGCCACCAUCUCGCUCAAGUUCACGCCUGUUCUGAUGGGCUCGGCGUUGGCGGACAAGAGCAUCCAGCCCAUGCUGGACGCGGUAUGUGACUACCUUCCAAACCCGUCCGAAGUCGAGAACCUCGCUCUUGACCGCCGGCGGUCCGAGACACCCGUCAAACUGGUUUCAUACAACAGUCUUCCGUUCGUCGGCCUGGCUUUCAAGCUGGAGGAAUCCAAUUUCGGUCAGCUCACUUACAUCCGAGUGUAUCAAGGUCAAAUCAGGAAGGGGCAAACCGUCGUCAAUGCCCGCACUGGUCAGAAAGUCAAGAUUCCCCGCAUCGUACGCAUGCAUUCCAAUGAAAUGGAGCAGGUGCAAGAGAUUGGCGCGGGAGAGAUCUGUGCCGUCUUCGGUGUGGACUGCGCCUCUGGCGACACCUUCACCGAUGGUGGACUAGGCUACUCCAUGACGAGUAUGUUCGUUCCCGAUCCUGUCAUCAGUCUCAGUAUUCGUCCGAAACAGACCAAGGAUACACCGAAUUUCAGCAAGGCCAUGGCACGCUUCCAGCGGGAAGACCCCACGUUUCGAGUCCAUGUCGACACGGAGAGCGGCGAGAGCAUCAUCUCCGGCAUGGGCGAGCUGCAUCUGUCCAUCUACGUCGAGCGCAUGAAGCGUGAAUAUGGGGUGGAGGUCGUCACAGGACAGCCGCAAGUUGCGUACCGAGAAACGCUCACCGAGCGCGUCGAGUUCGAUCAUUUGCUCAAGAAACAGACGGGUGGUGCUGGCGAUUAUGCACGUGUCAUGGGCUGGAUGGAACCAACGGGUCAACUGGGGGAGAACAAGUUCGAGAACCAAGUCACCGGAGGAACGAUUGACGAGAAGUACCUUUUUGCGUGCGAGAAAGGCUUCAACGACUCUUGCCGGGAAGGGCCAUUGCUGGGACACAAAGUGCUUGGGACACACAUGGUCGUCAAUGACGGAGCGACGCACAUGACCGACUCGUCCGAACACGCCUUCCGCACCGCGACGAUCCAAGCCUUCCGGCAAGCCUUCCGCAAAGCCGGUCCGCAGGUGCUGGAGCCGCUGAUGAAGACGGUCGUUUCGGCACCCAACGAAUUCCAGGGCAACAUUGUGGGCAUUCUCAACAAGCGCAAUGCCACCAUCCAUGACACAGAGAUUGGGCCGGAGGAUUUCACGCUUACGGCGGACUGCUCGCUGAACAGCAUGUUUGGAUUCUCGAGCCAGCUGCGAGCGGCGAGUCAGGGCAAGGGCGAGUUUUCGAUGGAGUUCAGUCACUACGCUCCCGCGCCCAUGCAGUUGCAGAAAGAAUUGGUGGCGAAGCAUGAGAAGGCGAGGCUGGAGAAGAUUAGCAAGAAAUGA
Neohortaea acidophila is the source of this 2400-nucleotide messenger RNA. Its product is annotated as P-loop containing nucleoside triphosphate hydrolase protein. The transcript has a single exon. The record is from RefSeq and is a predicted model, not a curated record. Gene Ontology annotation, biological process: mitochondrial translational elongation. Gene Ontology annotation, cellular component: mitochondrion. Gene Ontology annotation, molecular function: GTPase activity; translation elongation factor activity; GTP binding. The coding region runs from base 1 to 2400 and encodes 799 amino acids. NCBI's taxonomy places the organism in Eukaryota, Fungi, Ascomycota, Dothideomycetes, Mycosphaerellales, Teratosphaeriaceae.